Messenger RNA from Chenopodium quinoa (quinoa), 2698 nucleotides. RefSeq lists its product as uncharacterized. The transcript has 2 exons. Bases 605 to 2698 code for a protein of 697 amino acids. NCBI's taxonomy places the organism in Eukaryota, Viridiplantae, Streptophyta, Magnoliopsida, Caryophyllales, Amaranthaceae. The record is from RefSeq and is a predicted model, not a curated record.
AGGAAGACAUAAGGUAGUUGGGGGGAGGAGUUAAUUAGGUGGGAAAGUUAAAAAGUGGGCUCCACUAACGGUGCAAUUGGACGGAAAACGUUAAUGGGUAGUGCUACCCAAACGUUUUCAAACUUGCGGGUAGUUGUAAACAAAUAAAAAAAAGGGAAAUUUGCCCAAAAUAACACGAACUUUGGCCGGUUCGCCAAUAAUAACACCACCUUUGAGUUAUUCCAAAAUAACACCAACUUUGGGGGGUGUCUUCCAAAAAUGGUACAAAAAAAAUGGUAACCGGAUUUAGGAGGUAAUAUUGCUGACGUGUGUUAUGUCUUUGCCAGGUUGUGCGUUGCUUCCCCUUAACCAUCGAACGUGUAAUUAAAUUUUGCACACCUAACUCCUGUCUCCCUCUUUAAUUCAUUUCCCUCCAUAUUUCACUCUCUUUCUUCGUCUUCGAACCAUUUUAUCAGAGGAUCUCAGAGCAUAUUCAAUUCCUCAUUUCGUCAUUUCCCUUUGAAAUAAUCAGAACUCAAUUCCGAAAUUCUACUGCUCCCAAAGAAAAUUGCAUUGAAGUGAAGUGAAGAGAAGAGUGAAAAAGUUGCGAUCUUUGGUUCCCAAAAUGCCCAGAAAGACGAAGAAGAAAGGGUCUGCUGCAAAUACUCAUGUUUUUGAUAAUGUGACUGUUCGAUUCUGGUAUGGGGGUCAAUUUAAGCAUGUUCGUAAUGGUGAAAUGGUGUAUAAGGGUGGGAGUUAUAUUAACUUUGAUGUUGACCCAGAUGAACUUUGUUACUGGGACUUAAGGGAUUAUGGUAGUAAGUGUGGGCUUGCUCAUGUGGAUGCUUUGUUUUACCAAAUGCCUGGGUUAAAUAUUGAGAAAGGUUUGAGAGUAAUUCAAGGGGAUGCUGAGGUGUUAGAGAUGGGUAAGUUAGCUGUUGUAAAUAGGAGUAUUGUUGUGUAUGCAGUUCAGUUUGAGAGAGAAGUGGGAGAAGGUUCAAAUGCUGAAGUUGUGGAAGUUGAUGUGGGCAACACAAGUCAGAAAAGUACUUUGUUGAAUGCUGACCCCAAAGUUACCAUAUCCAAAACAACAGGCAAGGUACUUGAGAAACCCCCACCCAAACUGAACAAAAGAAAAAAAUUGACCACAAGGAAGGGACCACAAACACAGGUGGUGAAACCCUCAUUGACUGAAGAAGAUGCUUCCACUUCACCUAUAAAAGCAUCUACCACAUCACCCAAAAAAACAUCUAUAACUUUACCAGAAAAAGCAUCUGACCUUCCCCAAAAAAAAACAAAAAAACAGACUCAACCCCCCUUGAAAAUCACUUCAGAAACUCAACCCUUCACUCAAAACCAGUCUCUUCAUCUUUCUCAAUUCCCAUCCUUAGAGUUUGUUUCUACUGGUGAGUUGCCUGAUGUUAACACAGAUUUCAAUGAUGAAUUUGAGUGGGAGGAUGACAGACCAGAGAGCCCUUUGAAAUGGAAUGAAUUAGUUGCUGAUGAUGAGUCUAGUGAUGACAGUGAUCCAUUAUAUGAUCAUGAGUAUCAGAAGUUUUGUGAGGGUGGGGAGUUUGAAGAUGAUGAUGAAGAUGAUUUUCAGUUUGAGGUAGAUGAGAGCAUAGAGAAAGAGAAGGAAGGUGAUUUUAGUCUAUCUGACAUAGAUCUAGAAGGUGAAGGUGAAGAUCUAGAACAAACUGAUUUCUUUGAAGAUGAAUCUGAUGACAUUGAUGAUGAGAUUAUUGAAGCAAGGGAUAGAGUAAAGAGGGUUAAUACAAAGUUACUUGAGAUAGUGAAGGGAUUGCAAGAAAAAGUUUGUAAGGAGAAGGAGAAGGAAAAGGCAGUUGAUGAGGAGAGGGAGUUUGAAGUUGAUGAAGAGAGGGAGAACUCAGUUCAUGAAGAGGUUGCAAGGGAUGUAAACCUAAGUGACUGUGAUGAAGAUAAUGACAUUGAUACACCACCUGGUAGUAGUGAUGAAUUAGAAGGGAAAAAGGGAGAGUUAGUGAGCCAUGAAACUGAUUUCAGUAAGUUUCAUUGGAAGGUUGGUCAGAGGUUUGCUAAUGCCAGUGACAUUAAGGAUGCUGUCACUAAGUAUGCUGUAUUACAGGGUAGAGAUCUAAAGUAUAGUGUGAGCUGGAAAAACAGACAAAGGUUGGGAGUGAAAUGUGUUGGUGAAUGUCCAUUUUAUUUAUAUUUUUCUGUGCAUUCUAGAGAUGCAACUUGGCUAGUGAAGAGAGUAGUUGGAAAUCACACAUGCCAUAGGAACAUGAAUAGUAACAGGCAGUUGAAGUCCAGUUGGGUGGCUAGGCAGUUGCUUGAUGUGUUCAAAGCUAGGCCACAUUGGCCAGCUAAGGAGAUUGUAGACACUGUAAGGAGGUCUUACAGAAUGAUUGUCAGUAGAGAUUUUGCUUACAAAGUAAAAUACCAUGCACACAAGAUGUUACAUGGCUCUAUGAAAGAGCAUUAUAUGAAGGUGGAGAGGUACUUGAAGGCAUUGAAGGAAGCAAGUCUUGAAACAGUGUUGGACUUGGUAGUUGCUCCACAACCUCAGAGUUCUACCCCAAUGUUUAGUAGGAUGUUCACUUGCUUUGAUGGAGUUAAGCAAGGGUGGACAGCAGGGUGUAGGAGAGUGAUAAGUGUGGAUGCUGCAUUUUUGAAGACAUUUCUUGGGGGUCAGAUAUUAACUGCUGUUUCCAGGGAUCCCAAUGAACAGUUGUAG